UUUUUUUUUUUUUUUUUUUGUCAUUCAAAAAUAAUUUCAAAAUGAUAUAUUUUUUGAAAGGAAUAAAUUAAGUUAUGUAUUUUAUUAUUUUAAUGUUAUUAAUAUAUAUAUAUAUAUUACUCCUUAGACUUAUGAAUAUAAUUUUGAUGACAUAAUAAAUAUAGCCUUUAUUCCCCAAAUAUUAUUCAUUCAAGUUGUUAUAAAAAAUAAUAAGAAGUAUUUUUCCGAUUAUUGUUCUUAUAGUUGUAUUGAUACGAAUACACUGAAAUAUAUAAUUAAACUAUUUGAAAUUCGUAGUUAGCAUUAUAAAACAUUAUCAAAUAUUUUCCAAAGUAAAUAUAAAAAAAUUAACAAUAAAUUUAUAAAUUUCUAUAUUUCUAUAUUUCUAUUUUUUUUUUUUUUUUUCUUAUUUGUCAUCAUUAAAAAAUAUAAAAUAUUCAAUGAAGAAAAAAAAUUAAUUUUUUAUUAUCAUGAACAAAUAAAAUCAUUGAAAUAUGUUCUACGUCAAAUAAAUAAUAUGGAUUUUAAAAUGAAUGUAGAUCUAUAUUAAUGUAAUAAAAAUAUGUUAUAUAUAUUUAUAUAUAACGUUUUGUACGUUUUUUUUUUUUUUUUUUUAUCUUAUCUUCAACUUUAGGUUUGCAAUAAACUAGGUCAUAAUUUUAACAACUUGUAUAAUGAAUGUAGGAAUAUGUUAAAUUUGAUGAUGAAA
Molecule: messenger RNA, 709 nt
Organism: Plasmodium reichenowi
Lineage: Eukaryota; Apicomplexa; Aconoidasida; Haemosporida; Plasmodiidae
Source: the annotation of a RefSeq genome assembly